AUGGCGCAGAUACGAGGCACCGCGGGCUACAAUCUGGGCCUGAACAACCAAUUUGGCUCCCAACGGAGCGACAAUGCCACCAACGAUCCCAGUCCCCUCGACCAGAUUCGAGAACAGACGAGCAAAAUUGAAGACUGGCUGAACACGAUGGGCGAGCCUUUGAAACCAUACCUGCCCGCCAUCGGUAGAUUUCUUAUCGUCGUGACAUUCCUCGAGGAUGCGGUCAGAAUCGUGACCCAGUGGGGCGACCAGCUCACAUAUCUAAGAGAUUUCAGACACAUUCCCUGGGGAAUCACCCAUCUUUUCCUCAUCUUCAAUGUCAUUACCAUGUCGGUCUGCUCCACGCUGGUCAUCAUGCGCCGCUAUGGCGAGUAUGCCGUGGGCGGUCUGUUGUCGGUCGUGGUUGUUCAAGCCCUGGGCUACGGCCUCAUCUUCGAUCUCAAUUUCUUCCUUCGCAACUUGUCCGUGAUUGGCGGUCUCCUCAUGGUGCUCGGGGACAGCUUCGUGAAAAAGAGGGUAUUUGCAGGUCUGCCUACAAUUGAUGAGAAGGACAAGAAGAUGUACAUUCAGCUCGGUGGCCGAGUGCUGCUGAUUUUCCUCUUCAUUGGGUUCGUUUUUGCCGGUGAAUGGAGUGUCGGGAGAGUCCUGGUCAGUAUGAUUGGAUUUGUGGCUUGUGUGAUGGUCGUGGUGGGUUUCAAGGCGAAGCUCAGCGCUGUCAUCCUGGUGGUGCUUCUCAGCGUGUUCAAUGUGCUUGUCAACAACUUCUGGACGCUUCACAAGAACCACCCACACAAAGACUUUGCCAAGUACGACUUUUUCCAGAUCCUGUCGAUCAUGGGCGGUUUGUUGCUACUGGUGAACAUGGGACCCGGCCAAUUGAGCGUGGACGAGAAGAAGAAAGUCUACUGA
Fonsecaea pedrosoi CBS 271.37 is the source of this 909-nucleotide messenger RNA. RefSeq lists its product as uncharacterized. The transcript is spliced from 4 exons. Gene Ontology annotation, biological process: Golgi organization. The coding region runs from base 1 to 909 and encodes 302 amino acids. The record is from RefSeq and is a predicted model, not a curated record. Lineage: Eukaryota; Fungi; Ascomycota; Eurotiomycetes; Chaetothyriales; Herpotrichiellaceae. Gene Ontology annotation, cellular component: endoplasmic reticulum-Golgi intermediate compartment; endoplasmic reticulum; membrane.